This is a messenger RNA of Cercospora beticola, 1557 nucleotides long. RefSeq names its product phosphatidylglycerol phospholipase (gene PGC1). Lineage: Eukaryota; Fungi; Ascomycota; Dothideomycetes; Mycosphaerellales; Mycosphaerellaceae. Gene Ontology annotation, molecular function: phosphoric diester hydrolase activity. The record is from RefSeq and is a predicted model, not a curated record. Gene Ontology annotation, biological process: lipid metabolic process.
UUGUUGAUGGGUGAGCGCUGACGAGCGCCAUCAAUGGAGGCGGCGCUCGAACGAGAGCACUAAACUAAGUCUAGAGCAGCGCGGGACAGCGGGCAUGCACCUACUAAACACCUCCAGCUAAAACGUGGUUGCGAUGUCGCAUCUCUCUUCCAUUCCUUUCCCUGCCUGCCGCGUGAGCGAGUUGUGCCUGCCAGCCCACCUCUUGCCCGUCUGGCCCUCUGUCGCUUCUUCUGAUCGCACAAAAGGUGGCGCGUUCUGCGGGAUCUCAUGCGGCUCCUUGUCGUGCGCGCGUCGCCUAACGUUCCCUAGAAACGAUUCCUAUCAGCAAAGAUGGCGGACGAUUCGCGAGCCAAAACAUCUCCAACACCACGGCCGGCAAUCAUACCACCCAUGGUCGUGCAGCCGGGAGUAGAGAAGCUCGAUUCGCCUGUUUUAUUGACAGACGACAGCGAAUUUCCAAUCCCUAUGUUCACGAUGGCGAAGUUGGACCGAAGGAAACGGAGAAUGCCACAGUGCAUUGCUCACCGGGGCUACAAGGCCAGAUAUCCGGAGAACACAAUGCUGGCGUUCGAGAAGGCGCUCGAGGCUGGUGCGGCGGCUUUAGAGACCGAUGUGCACAUCACAAAAGAUCGUGUGGUGGUGCUGAGCCACGAUGCAACACUUAAGCGGUGUUUUGGUCAGAAAGACAAAGUCAUAGAGCGUACGUGGGACGAGAUCAAAGACCUGAGGACACUUGCCACACCACAUGAGCACAUGCCGAGAUUGGAGGACCUCCUUGACUAUCUUUCGCAACCCGGACUAGAGGAUAUCUGGGUGCUCCUGGACAUCAAGCUCGAUAACGAUGCAGACGAUAUCAUGCGCUUGAUUGGGACGACAAUAGCCGAAUCAGAUUCGUCGGCCAGUAAACCCUGGAAGCAGCGAGUGGUACUUGGUAUAUGGGCUGCGAAGUAUCUACCCCUGGCAGCAAAGUACUUGCCCGGAUUCUCGGUGAUGCACAUCGGGUUCAAAUUGUCGUAUGCGCGGCACUUUUUCGAUGUUCCGGACGUGGGAUUCAAUAUGCUCUUGCCCAUGUUAAUGGCGCCUGGUGGGGCAAAAUUUAUACGAGAUUGUCAAGAGGUGUAUCAUCGGCAGCUGCUUGCGUGGACCGUCAACGACAAGGACAGAAUGGCGUGGUGCAUACGAAGAAGACUUGAUGGAGUGAUCACGGAUGACCCGUCAAUGUUCGUAGAAGCCUGCGAGACGCACGAUGAGUACAGCAGGGAGCCUGCAAUACCAGUGGGCUUCCGGGCGUGCGUAGAGAUCCUGCGCGUGUACAUUAUGAUAUCGGCUCUGUUCUGGUUGUUCAGGCGUCGUCUGAAUCCGACGGCAAAUUCAGCAUUGAUAGAGAAAGCGCCACGGCGCGAAUAGAGAAGUCCCGGCGGGCGCUCGAUGGAUAUGACGCAUGGCUGCAUGGACGGCAUAGAUAGACCAUAAGAUCCAAGUGAUUCAUGACUGCAGACGCACACAUGUGGGAGUUUCGAAGAACUGGUAGCAGUCGGUCGGGUUUUGGUGUAGCAC